CAUGUAUUAUCUCUACCUCUCUCUAUGUUUGUAUGGAGAGGGAGAUAGAGUUCUAAAAUAAUUAUACUAUUUCUCUAUAAACUUUUCAUAGAACUUUUUUUAAUUUGUACAUAAACAAAGGUAUGGAAAAUCCGAAAAGAUUAUCAGUCAGUAAAAGCUUUUCCAACCCGGAAAGACAAGAUUCAUCACAUCCAAGAAACCCGUUCCAAUUCACAUUCCAAUCAUAUCGCGAUAGCAUCUCCAAUUUUUCAGCAGGGGAAUCAAGACUAGUCAGAAACCCGCUAAAAGGAGUGGCUGUGCACCAUCAUCGCGCAGCAUCUGAUGGAUAUCUCAUUGAUAUAGAACAACCAUCCUGGCUUGAUGAGCUCCUUAAGGAGCCUGACUCACCAGCUGGUUAUAAAGCCUGUCAUCGACGAUCUUCAAGUGAUUCUGCUGCACUCUUAAAUUCUGCAUCAAACACAACUGGCCUACUCUUGUCGAGUAAUAACAAUAUAACAGCUGAAAUUUCCGGGACUUCUGGUAAUGUUCAAAAAUCAGGCGGAAGUGUGCUUUCUAAAGCCAUUAUCAAGAAAAAUCAAGAACGAAUUCCACAUGUUAAGAGUGAUAGCUCAAUCACUACCUCAACUGCCUCUGCAUCCAAGUCAGAUUCGAAGCGCGCCAAGCAGCAAUUAGCUAGAAAUUCACGCCUACGGAAACUUCAGUAUAUAGCUGAACUAGAAAGAAGUGUUCAAUUUUUACAGGCAAAAGGUUUUGAAGCUACGGCUGCGCUUCAAUAUCAUAAUGAGGAAAUUCUCAUACUCGGCAUGGAAAACCGAGCUCUGAAGCAACGGUUAGAUAAUAUAUCUCAGGAGCAACUCAUCAAAUACAUGGAGCAAGAUAUGCUAGAGAGAGAGAUAGCAAGGCUUCAAAUGUUAUACCAUCAACAGCAGCAGCAAAAGGAAGAGAACCAAAAGGCUCCUAUGCAUUACCUGCACCAAACCAAAAGUAGAGAAAUUAAAUUGCAAUUGGCUAAAUUAUGCAUAUAGUAUAACGGAGUUUAAUCAUGGGAAGUAUAGUUAGAGGCUCGCGCCAUCAAAGCUUCGACUUCGGUAAAUAUAAAAGUUCAUUUGAAUUUAUAUUUGUAUUUAUUUAUUCCAAUUGAUUAGGGACCUAACAGGGCAUUAAAUAUUAUUAGAGCCCUCUGUCCCUUCUUUCUAUGUUGUUUUGCUAGUCUUUCUCUUCCUUUUUCGGCCAUUGCAGGCAAAGGCAGUUUCCUGCAAAUGUACUUGAAGAUAGUUAACUGAAAUUCUAAAGCAGCAAUCAUUAUACCUAA
This is a messenger RNA of Mercurialis annua (annual mercury), 1312 nucleotides long. RefSeq names its product basic leucine zipper 34-like. The transcript is spliced from 5 exons. Bases 123 to 1025 code for a protein of 300 amino acids. Lineage: Eukaryota; Viridiplantae; Streptophyta; Magnoliopsida; Malpighiales; Euphorbiaceae. The record is from RefSeq and is a predicted model, not a curated record.